Rangifer tarandus platyrhynchus (Svalbard reindeer) is the source of this 429-nucleotide messenger RNA. The record is from the annotation of a GenBank genome assembly. NCBI's taxonomy places the organism in Eukaryota, Metazoa, Chordata, Mammalia, Artiodactyla, Cervidae.
AUGUUUAAAAUAUUACAGGAAGAGGUCUAUAUUUGUACUGGAGUAUUUUUACACCUGAGUGUCCUCAGUCUUAAGGUUCGAGCAGGUGGAAACCAGUCAGGAAGAGGCAGGUGGGGGCUCCGGCCGGUCCACACCCCAGGGGCCACCAGCUCAGGGCAGGCCGAGGCGGCCCCUCGAGGCCCAGGGGCGGAGGCUCCACAGGAAGCCCGACGGCCUGAGGUCAGGAGGCUUCUGCGGCCGUGUGGGUGGAGGGUGGCAGUGAGGCGCAGGCCCAUGAGGCCCGCGGUCACCGGGAAGGCCGCUGGUGCCGAUCCUCCAGGACCCAGCAGGCGCCCCCCUGCGAGCAGUGUCCCCACGCGGGUGGGCACACCCCAUCCCGUGGCACACAGGUGGGGAUGCGCUGUCACCUGUUCCCACGGCACAGGCUGA